Pedinophyceae sp. YPF-701 is the source of this 675-nucleotide messenger RNA. NCBI's taxonomy places the organism in Eukaryota, Viridiplantae, Chlorophyta, Pedinophyceae. The record is from the annotation of a GenBank genome assembly.
AUGGCGAGCACGCACGCGUGUGCGCCCGCCGUGGCCCACACGGCGCGCGCUGCGCACGCGGCGACCCAGCCGCGGGUCCCGCUGGCGUCGCGCCCGGCGCGGCGCCCGGCGCGGCUCGUCGGGGCCCGCAGCACUGCCCCGUCGGUGGAGUUCCUGCCCACCAGCGAGGCGUGUCCGUUCUGCCGCGACGUCGGGAAGUGCAAGGGGAUCUGCCGGAACCCGCAGAACGUCGGGCUGCCGAACGUGUACCCGACGCUGGACAUGGACCCGCAGACGGCGGUCGCGCUGCAGCUCGAGGCGCUGCAGAACAACCACACCCCGCGCCGCGACCACGGCCUGCACGUGUUGUUUGAGUUUUGCGGCGACGCGGACGCGAUGGAGCGCUCGCGGUACAUGGGCCGCAGCAGCGACCUCUACAUCCAGGACCACUUCAUGGGCACCGUGGCGGGGGAGUACCCGGCCCUCGUCAACCUCGAGGCCUUCGAGAUCCUAGGAGAGGAGGACUAUCCUGGCGGGCGGCGGAACGUGCGGGUGCGCGUCAGCCCGCGGGGGAACGACGCGGACGAAGAGUUCUGCUUCGUGAUGCGAAAAGCGCCCUUCGGGAAGUACAAGGACUGCUACGUGACGCACCGCCUCCUGCGCGCCGACAGCAAGUGGGUCGAGGCCGGCCUGUGA